Leptopilina heterotoma is the source of this 1831-nucleotide messenger RNA. It is a transcript of the gene SF2, whose product is annotated as serine/arginine-rich splicing factor 1A. Gene Ontology annotation, cellular component: cytoplasm; nucleus; ribonucleoprotein complex. Lineage: Eukaryota; Metazoa; Arthropoda; Insecta; Hymenoptera; Figitidae. The record is from RefSeq and is a predicted model, not a curated record. The coding region runs from base 187 to 930 and encodes 247 amino acids. Gene Ontology annotation, molecular function: mRNA binding. The transcript has 3 exons.
CGCAACACAACCAAUUCACACAAAUUGACUACACAUAUAUAGAAAAACUUUCGCCAUUUUCUUGUUUCAAGAAACCACGCCAAUCGCCAUACGGGUUAAGAAGAAGGAAGCAGCAAGUGCAAGAACAAAUACGACUACUUUUCAUAAAAUUCUUUAUAAAGUGAAUAGAAAUACUUGAUUGCAAUAAUGUCUCACGGCGGAAGGAAUGAAUGUCGAAUCUACGUGGGAAAUCUUCCUCCCGAUAUAAGAACCAAGGACAUCCAAGAUCUUUUUUAUAAGUUUGGAAAAGUGACAUUUGUUGAUUUGAAGAAUAGAAGAGGACCACCCUUCGCUUUUGUGGAAUUUGAUGAUCCUAGAGAUGCAGAAGAUGCCGUUCAUGCAAGAGACGGUUACGACUACGAUGGCUAUCGUCUUCGAGUAGAAUUCCCUCGAGGCGGUGGUCCAAGCAAUAAUUUCCGUGGUGGUCGGGGAGGUGGUGACAGUGGCAGAGGUGGUCGAGGCGACAUGAAUAAUUCACGAGGCAGAGGACCACCUGCUCGUCGUUCACAGUAUCGCGUUUUAGUCACUGGACUUCCUCCUUCCGGAAGUUGGCAAGAUUUAAAGGAUCACAUGCGAGAGGCUGGAGACGUUUGUUUUGCAGAUGUAUACAAGGACGGUACUGGGGUCGUUGAAUUUUUGCGAUACGAGGACAUGAAGUAUGCUGUGAAGAAACUCGAUGACUCUCGAUUCAGAUCUCAUGAGGGAGAAGUGGCUUAUAUCAGAGUAAAAGAGGAUCAUACCGGAGGUGACCGAGGCCGUAGUGAAGAUCGAGAGCGAGGAAGGUCACGUUCUCGAAGUUACAGUCCACGACGUCGUGGUUCACCAACAUAUUCACCAUUACGACGUCAUACGCGCUCUCGUUCAAGAUCCAGAUCUCGCUCUUACGACUAGUGUGUACGUAUAUUCCCCACCUGAUAAUACAACCAAUACUGUUUCAGAUUUGUGCAUUUUCACGCUUAAUUAUUGCUGAUUUGAGAAGCAAUUUCAUUCAAAUAAAAUAUUUUCAAAGUGUAUCAAAAUUUAAAGAGAAAAGAAAUGUCAAUUUCUUCUCCAUAAAAUCAAAACAGCAAUACAAAAAGUGGGACUUGAAUAUUUUGUAAUAUUACGUCGAAUUAUCAGGCGCAAAUAGAUACACACAAACAAACAAACACACACACAUACACACACACACACAUUGAAUUUAAGUCAAGAAUUAAAUGCAAAGUCAAUGGAAAUUUACAUUUAAUUGGAAUUUUCAUAAUUUAAUCUAUAUCUAACAGUAGAUUUUUUGUAUACUUUAUAAAUUGACUUUGUCGUAAUAAUCGUUAAGGUAAAAAUGAAACAUUCCUUUGUGGGUUUGAAGCUCAGAUUUUAAUGAGGAAAUUUUGUUUCUAGUAUUUUAUGCUGUUAUAAAUUAAAUUAUUUUUCAAUGAUUAAAAACUAAUUUUAAGGAAGUUGGAAGAUGAAAUUUAUUAGUAUUAAAAAAUUUUUAAUUCUAAUUCUUAUUAUUUGUGAUCAUGUUUUUAAUAAUAUUUCAGUAGGUAUGUAUUUCAAUUUUUUCUUCUUUUUUCUUCCUUUUUCUUUUGUUAUUCAAGACUUUCUCGCAGUAUUAAUUCCAAUUUAUAAUAAUUUGAAAUCAAGAAAUAUUAACAUUUUUCCUUCUUCACUGCAAAGAUAUAAGAUGGGAAAAGUAAAUUUUCCAACAACCUUAAAAUAUAAAAGGACAUUAUACAGAACAUUCUAAUUCUAAAAAAUUACUUUUAAUCUGUAAAAUUGUACAAAGAAAGUAAUAUAAAAAAUGGUAAUUUCAAAA